This is a messenger RNA of Fusarium redolens, 624 nucleotides long. RefSeq lists its product as uncharacterized. Lineage: Eukaryota; Fungi; Ascomycota; Sordariomycetes; Hypocreales; Nectriaceae. The coding region runs from base 1 to 624 and encodes 207 amino acids. The transcript is spliced from 5 exons. The record is from RefSeq and is a predicted model, not a curated record.
AUGCCCACGGUCAAUCCCGACAUCGAUAGCGAGACUCCAGGUGCGAAUGGGGACUCUCUCAGCCAGAACGCUGAGGUGAAGAGGAGAAGAUUAAUCCAACAGAGCGUCCGCAAACCCGCGGCCAAAAUUAACAAGAAGAAGCAGUCGAAGAAGAUCCCUCCCCGCGGCUCAGUCCGUCAUUUCCCAUGCCGGCAAUGCGUCGCCCGAGCCAGCAAGUCUCCCGGCCAUGAAUGCGCCUCUCAAGACAAUACUGGUGCUGCGUGCUGGGAUUGCGCCAAGAACGGCCACACGUGUCGACCGGUUCCCACUGAAGCCCAAGCUGCUGUACGUGCCUUUUGGGACCUGAACCGGCAGCUCAGCGGCACCGAUGAAGAACCGGACGAGGUCUGGCGUGGUGCCGCACAACGGGCAGCUCAACAAUUGCGAGCUUGCGGCAGUGGUGCGGCCCCUCCUCCUACCACACGACCAGCUCCUGCCUUGGCUUCAUUUGGCGAAGUAGCUGAGAGGAGCUUUGAGGAGAGAAAGCUUAUAGCGCUAGAGACCAUCGCCGGGGCUGCUCAGCUCUGGAUUCGGCUCAAUCAACCAGACGAGGAGGGGGAUGAUGAGGGGGAAGAGGAUGACUAG